CAGCUGUUAGCAGACAGAUGACAGAUGUAAACAUAACCUCCCCUGCCCUGACAGUGUCAUUCAGAAGGUAGCUGACAUUUGUAGGCUCAGCCAAUUUAGUUUACACUGUGGGCUCGAAAAGCGAAAUGUUGUGAUAAUUUAUAUGUAUUACUUACUUUUGAAAGUGUCCUUUAAUUAAGCGUCUUUCAUCUCUUUCCAUCAUGACUAGUCUGUUUGAUCAGUUUGAACAGCCUACAUCAAAAUCAAAGUCAACAAUGGUACCAAUACGGCCAGAAAUGAGUACCACGGGUUUUAUUCACAUGAAGCUUGAAGAGGAGACUCCAAUAUUUGUCAGACAGAGAGUCAACUUUUCACCUCCUGAUUCUAUUACUCAUUUAGUUGUGAGCAAUAACCUACUUGUUCUAGCCAUGGCAAAUCAACACCUUCUCAGAAUUGACCUUCAGCAGCCUGACAAAACUGAAGAAGUUGACAUCAGUAAGACUUUGUCCAACCAGCUUAGACUCUCAGGAUUAUAUCUUGAUCCAUCUGGAGAACACCUCCUCUUACCCACAGUGUCUCGCCAACAAGGAGAGAUACAACCUUACUGUCAGCUGUUCUACCUGAACAGACGUUCUACCAAAGUCAAACAGAUUAGUAAAUUUCGAGGAUCAGAGGUAACAUCAGUUGCAUGGAGUUUUAAUAUGACAGCCGAAUCUACAACAGGACCAAUUCUAUUAGGCACAUCCAAAGGAGCUAUUUUUGAGAUGGAGAUUAAAAUUGAUGGGGACAGAAUUUUUGGAAAUAGCCUUGAGCAAUACUGUAAACAGGUCUUUGAUAUUGGCAAGCAAGCAAGCAACAUCCCUAUAACUGGCUUAGAGUUCCAUCGAAUACCCGGCACUGAGACUUAUUUCAUCAUUGUAACUACCCUUGACCGAAUUUAUGAGUUUGUAGGAUCUGCAAGCAACAUUGAAGAAAGACCAUUCCUUCCUCAAAUUUUCAACAAUUACCUCAACAAACCAGAACAAUUUGUAAGCAUGGCAUCAAAGUUGAAAUAUUCAAAGCUGCAAUUUUAUUACCCCUCUGGAACAAGCCAACCAACACAGUGUGCAUGGCUAGUUGAGCAAGGACUGUACUGUGGAGAGAUUGAUUUGAGCUUCAGUUAUGAUAAAGUUAUAGCAGAACAAGACUUGCUCCACUUUCCAUCCACAGCACCAAUCUCAUUUAUUCUUACUCAAUUCCAUGCCUUGCUCAUGUAUGCUGAUCACAUCAAAGGUGUAUCUCUCCUAAACCAUGAAGUGGUUUUUGAAGAUGUUUUAAAUGAGCCUAUUGGAAAGCUCAUUAACAUUACAAAGGACCCACUGAAGGGUACCGUUUGGGCUUUUACAGAAAAAUCUGUGUUUAAAUAUAAAGUGACAAAAGAAGAUCGAAAUGUAUGGCAAAUCUACAUUGAAAAGGGAAAAUUUGAUUUGGCCAAGAAGUAUUGUGGUAAUAACCCUGCUUUUAUGGACCAAGUACUUGUUCGUCAAGCAGAAAUGUUUUUUGAGAACAAACAGUAUGAUGAAAGUGCUGUACAUUAUGCUCAAACUCAAUCUUCAUUUGAAGAAAUCUCAUUAAAAUUCCUCAAAGUACGGCAAAUGCAAGCCCUUAAGCUUUUCUUAAAGAAGAAAUUAGAUUUAUUGCGCCCUCAAGAUAAGACUCAAAUUACAAUGAUUGUGAUAUGGGUGCUGGAAUUGUUUUUGAAUCAAUUAGGUGAACUCAGAGACAAAAAACUGGAAAACUCACUUGAUUAUAUUGAACUUCAGAAAGAGUUUGACUCAUUUCUGAAAGAGAAAAUGGUUAUGGAAUGUGUGAAACUUAACAGUGAAAAGGUUUAUAGCUUGAUUGCUAGCCAUGGAGAUAAAGCUAACCUUGUUAAGCUGACAAGUGUCAACAGAGAUUUUGAGAAAGUUAUCCGUCAUCACUUGUACAAAGGCGACUAUCGAGAGGCUCUUGAAGUUUUGAAGUCCCAGGAUAGAAAAGAGCUCUUUUAUGAAUUUGCUCCAGCUCUUAUGCAAGCAGAGCCAAAGCAAACAGUUGCUGCUCUAAUAUCACAGGGUCGUGCUCUUAAACCCGUCAGUCUAUUACCUGCCCUUAUUGCCUGUGACUUACGUGAUCCAAAAGCUGUUGAUGAAGCUAUAUAUUAUCUUGAGUUUGCUGUUCACAAGCUGCAUGCUAAUGAUCAUGCUAUACAUAAUUAUCUUCUCAUGCUGUAUGCAAAGUUCCAACCCACCAAACUGAAGAAAUAUCUGGCCACUCAAGGGGAAGAUGUCUCUACUGUUCAUUAUGAUCCACAUUAUGCAUUGCGGUUGUGCCGGGAACACAAAUUAAAUGAAGCCUGUGUUCAGUUGUCUGCACUCCUUGGGCUAUGGGAGUCUGCUGUUGACCUUGCCCUUUCAGAAAAUAUCCAGCAAGCAAAGGACAUAGCUUCCCAGCCUCAGUAUGAUACAGAGUUGCAGAAGAAGCUUUGGUUAAAAAUUGCCAAACAUGUUGUCAGUGAAAAAAAUGACAUCCAGCAAGCUAUGGAAUUCUUGAAACAAUGCCCUCUUGUUAAAAUAGAAGACAUUUUACCGUUCUUUUCAGAUUUUGUAACAAUCGAUCAUUUUAAGGAUGCAAUUUGCACAUCUUUGCAGGUAUACAAUCAAAGAAUCAAGGAUCUCAAGGAUGACAUGGAAGAAGCUUCCAAGUCGGCUGAAAUUAUCAGAGAUGAAAUUCACUCGUUCCGUAAAAGGUAUACAGUAGUGGGAAGUAAUGAUGUCUGCCAAGAAUGUUCUCUGCAGCUAUUGCUGAGACCAUUUUACCUGUUUCCUUGUGGACACACAUUUCAUUCAGAUUGUCUACUGAACGAGCUUUUACCUGCCUUACCUCCAGGAAAACGUAGUAAGCUCCAAGAGUACCGUCGACAACUUGCUUCCAUGUCCUCCAAAGAUGAUGCUAUUUCAAUCAAUUCUACCAGCAUAUCGGCUAGAGACCAGCUUAAAGCUGAUAUUGAUGCAAUUGUGGCAUCCGAGUGUCUCUAUUGUGGAGAAAUGAUGAUCAAAUCCAUUGAUCGGCCUUUUGUUGAGGAUGAUGAAUAUGAACAAAUAAUGAAAGAAUGGGAAUAGCCUUUUAUUUCAUACCCUUCAUACUGAUUAUUCUAAUCAAGAACUGGUCUCGAAAGAGUUCAUGUGUUGUUAAAAAUCUCCCAAGGACUGUCAAACUUGUUCUUUCUUAUCUAUCCUUUUUAAUUAUAAUUAUAAGCACCUUUAAAUAAUAGUGCUGCUGUGAUACUGAUACACUUCUGAUAGCUGUUUAUAUUUUAUUUGUUAUAAUUAAUGUGUCAUGUCAGGCUUUUUAUUCACAUUGAGUCUAGGAGAGGUCCCUUUCACAUGCUAUUAUGUAGGGAGCUAUUAUGACCAUAUGUGUGGUCCUGUGGGACUCAACAAGUUCAUCCAGUAUCCAUUAACUAUGCAUGUGUAUUACGAGUCAGAUUGUAGUACUACCAUUUAUUGCAUAUUAUGAAAAAUAGUUGUUAGGAAUAAAGUUUGUUAUUAUUUGUUACAUGGGUGAAAUAAACCAUCAUAAACUACACUAAA
Molecule: messenger RNA, 3590 nt
Organism: Frankliniella occidentalis (western flower thrips)
Lineage: Eukaryota; Metazoa; Arthropoda; Insecta; Thysanoptera; Thripidae
Gene: dor
Product: vacuolar protein sorting-associated protein 18 homolog
Exons: 18
Coding region: 201-3119 (972 amino acids)
Biological process (GO): endosome to lysosome transport; lysosome organization; organelle fusion
Cellular component (GO): HOPS complex; endosome
Molecular function (GO): protein-macromolecule adaptor activity
Source: RefSeq, a predicted model, not a curated record